AUGAGGAACCAGACAAGGAUUGUAACUGAAUUCAUCCUCUUAGGUUUCUCUGAUACUAAGGUGGAUGAACCAGUACUCUUCACUUUAUUCUUCAUCACCUACACUGUUGCUAUGGUAGGCAACUUUAUCAUUAUUACCUUGGUGUGCUGUGAGAACAGCCUUCAUAGCCCAAUGUACAUGUUCAUUGCCAACUUGUCUAUUUUGGAGGCUCUCUACACCACCACAGUUAUCCCCAAAAUGCUAGUCAACUUCAUGAGUCAGAGAAAAUCCAUCUCCAUCCAUAGUUGUAUCUUGCAAACCUACAUUUUCUUCUCAGCAGGUUCCAGUGAGUUCUUCCUUUUGGCUGUCAUGUCAUUUGACCGCUAUCUUGCCAUUUGCAACCCACUGAGAUAUGCAGCCAUCAUGACCAUGCGCCUUUGCCUCCAGCUUAUUGCUGCCUCCUGGAUGUGGGGCUUCUUUGCAGUCCUACCACCUACAAUCCUGAUAGGCCAGCUGCCAUUUUGUGGACCCAAUGUCAUUAAACAUUUUUUUUGUGAUGUUGACCCCUUACUCAAGCUGGCCUGCUUUGAUGUAAAGAAGAUUGAGAUUAUUAAUUUUGUAAGUGCAGCUUUGCUGCUUCUGGGCUCAUUACUGGUGACAAGUUUGUCCUAUAUCUUCAUCAUUGGAACAGUGCUUAGGAUCCCUGCAGCCAAAGGACGACAGAAAGCAUUCUCUACGUGUACUUCUCAUCUAUUUGUGGUGACACUCUACUAUGGGAGUUGCAUUUUCAUGUAUGUUCAGCCACAAAAAAAUCACUCUUUAGACCUGAACAAGGUAGUCAGCAUACUGAACAUAGUGGUAACUCCAUUGCUGAACCCUUUCAUUUAUAGUCUGAGAAACAAGAAAGUCAAGGAGGCCCUGAAACAUCUUGCCAGGAGAAAGACUUCCCCCUUAAUUAAGCUCAGAUUUCUGAAACAGGAAAAUGGACCUAUGCACUGUGUAGUAUUAAAUAAUGGAAGUUGA
Molecule: messenger RNA, 1002 nt
Organism: Podarcis raffonei (Aeolian wall lizard)
Lineage: Eukaryota; Metazoa; Chordata; Lepidosauria; Squamata; Lacertidae
Product: olfactory receptor 49-like
Exons: 1
Coding region: 1-1002 (333 amino acids)
Biological process (GO): G protein-coupled receptor signaling pathway
Cellular component (GO): membrane
Molecular function (GO): olfactory receptor activity; G protein-coupled receptor activity
Source: RefSeq, a predicted model, not a curated record